AACUUUACAGAACUUGCAAGUCACUUCCUCAUUAUUAUAUUCAUCUCCCUCUGCAUGCAGAGAGAUGCUCAUUUUUUUUUUUCUUUUUUGAUAUUUUUAUAUGUUGUAUUCCAUUUUUGCCCUUGGGUUUGGUCCUCAAAAUCCCCCUCUUCUCCAUCUUCCCCAUUCUCCAUCGAGCACAUUUUCUUUUCUUCUAUCUUCUUCGUUACUGAUUCUUCUGCAAUUUUACUUGCUUCUCUUUCUCUCUCGAACAACGAGUUUUUUGUUUGAGUUUGAGAGAGAGAGAUAGAGUUUUGGUGUUUUGGUGUUGUAUUUUGUUGAGGUUAUGGAGCUGAACAAGUUUCUGAUCGGUGGAUAUUUUGACGGUGGAGUGGGAGAAUUUUCGCCGGAGAAGACGAAGGCUGCGGAACAUUUCACCAUUGAUGACCUACUUGACUUUUCUAAUGAAGAUGCGAUAAUGACAGACGGUUUCUUCGAUUAUGUAGCGGGAAGUUCGACGGAUUCCUCAACCGUUACUGCAGUUGAUAGCUGUAAUUCCUCUGUAUCUGGUGGUGAUCAUCAUCAUUUCCAUGGAAAUAUCGGCUCUCGGAGUUUCGACGAGUCUCAAUUCUCUGGAGACCUUUGCGUUCCGUGCGAUGAUUUAGCGGAACUCGAAUGGCUCUCGAACUUCGUUGAAGAUUCAUUCUCCACGGAAGGGAAAGAUCUUCAAGCGCUUAAUUACCUUUCUAAUGGUCAUUCGAUUUCCAAGCCUCAAACUCCAGAAACUUCAUCUUCCUCGGAAGUACCGCCUUCCGUAUCAAUUCCCUCCGAUUCCUCGAAGAACUCGCCGCGUUUCCCUGCCGAAACGCCGCUCCCUUGCAAAGCUCGAAGCAAGCGAUCGCGAAUCGCUCCUUGUGACUGGACCACACGCCUCCUCCACCUCCUAUCUCCGGCUGAUUCUAAACCGCCGAAAUCAUCUUCGUCGAAGAAGAAAGACGCUUCGAACGGAGAUUCCUCCGGCCGGAAAUGCUUGCAUUGUCAGGCGGAGAAGACUCCUCAAUGGCGGACUGGACCUAUGGGCCCUAAAACACUCUGCAACGCUUGUGGCGUUCGGUACAAGUCCGGACGGUUAGUUCCGGAGUAUCGGCCGGCAGCGAGUCCGACGUUCAUAUCGGCGAAACACUCGAAUUCUCACCGGAAAGUUCUGGAGCUGAGACGGCAGAAGGAGCUUCAAAUUGCGCAACAGCAACAGUUCAUAAAUCAGAGUUCAAUUUUCGGAGUAACGAACGGUUGUGAUGAGUACUUGAUUUCUCAUCACAUGGGCCCCAGUGUUAGGCAUAUGAUCUAGUGGAUGCUAGUGUAGCAUUCUUACCAUGGACUUCAUAAUUUCGCAACCACUUUUUUUCCUCCUUUCCUUUUUGAGUCCAUUUUGCUCGUAUCAUAUAAAGAAAAACAGAGGAGUUGGCAAUUUCUAUUUCAUCACCAUUUUAAAAAUUGAAGAUAAAAAUGUAGAACUUGAAAGAAACAGAAAAAAAUAUAAUAAAUGAUUUUUUUUUAAGGAAAAAAAAAAAAGCGAGUGGUUGGAAAAAUAGGGCUUUGAUCGAUUUUAAAGAUAUUACAAAAAUAUCCAUUCCAAA
This is a messenger RNA of Benincasa hispida (wax gourd), 1616 nucleotides long. Its product is annotated as GATA transcription factor 9-like. Gene Ontology annotation, molecular function: zinc ion binding; sequence-specific DNA binding. The record is from RefSeq and is a predicted model, not a curated record. Gene Ontology annotation, cellular component: nucleus. Gene Ontology annotation, biological process: positive regulation of DNA-templated transcription; cell differentiation. Lineage: Eukaryota; Viridiplantae; Streptophyta; Magnoliopsida; Cucurbitales; Cucurbitaceae.